Molecule: messenger RNA, 2241 nt
Organism: Salvia miltiorrhiza (redroot sage)
Lineage: Eukaryota; Viridiplantae; Streptophyta; Magnoliopsida; Lamiales; Lamiaceae
Product: ankyrin repeat-containing protein At5g02620-like
Exons: 4
Coding region: 516-2237 (573 amino acids)
Cellular component (GO): plasma membrane
Molecular function (GO): protein phosphatase regulator activity; protein phosphatase 1 binding
Source: RefSeq, a predicted model, not a curated record
AGAUAUAUAUGAGGCACGAAACUGGUCCAUGCUGUGUAUUUGUAUAAUUUUUUUGAGAUCUUCUUUCCACAAACAAUCUGUUCAGAAAAUAGAAUAAAACACAUGCAUGAAAGAAAUCAUAUCAUCACCUUUUAGGCCACCUUUUAUUGUUAAUCUCUGUUUUUUUUUUCUUGAAAUUUUAAUUUCAGAGCUCUGUAUUUGAUUCAGUGCAGAUUUACACACACAUACACAGACACAUAUAAAAUAUUUAUUGUGUAUGUAUAACUUUUUUGGCGCAUACAUUUGCCUUUGAUGCCUCCUUCACCUUAGCUUGUUUUUCCCGACUUUUCUCUGUUCCUAUUUGAAACCAUUUAAUUUGAUUUAAUUCGAAAUCCAAAAAGAAAUCGUUAAUUUUAUAGAUUCGCCCCUUUGGUUUCAAGACAGAGAGCCAAAGGUGUCUCUUUCUUCGCAGCCAAGGGCCUUGAAUGAUGAGGAAAUGUUGAUUUUUGGUAUAAAUCUAAAGAGUGGUAGUGGCAAUGGAGAGCUCAUCAGCAGGGCAGACGCCGUACAUAUCAUCGUUCGCGCAGACUCCGAUGACGACGUCGUCGUCGGGGCAGACUCCGAUGACGACGUCGUCCGGGCAGACUCCGAUGACACCGCGGAAGAAGAUGACGAAGCAGCUGACGGGGAAGCGCGACGACUCGGCGCUGCACUCGGCCGCUCGAGCGGGCAAUCUAAUGGCAAUACGAGAGAUCAUCGAUGAUGUUGCCGAGGAAGACCUCAUUGAGCUUUUGUCCAAAGAGAACUGGGCGGGCGAAACGGCCUUGUACGUGGCCGCCGAGUACGGCUACUACGAGCUCGUCAGGGAGUUGAUUCAGUUUUACGAUUUGCCCGCUGCCGGAAUCAAGGCCAAGAACGGUUUCGACGCGCUCCACAUUGCUGCCAAACAAGGGGAUUUAGAGGUGGUGAAGGUGUUGAUGGAGGCGCAUCCGGAACUGUCUAUGACGGUUGACAUAGCCAACACGACGGCGCUGCACACGGCUGCGACUCAGGGGCGGAUAGAGGUGGUGAAUUAUUUCUUGGAAUCGGAAUGCAGCCUGGCUACCAUAGCUAAAAGUAAUGGGAAAACGGCAUUGCACUCUGCAGCUAGAAAUGGGCACGUUCAAGUUGUGAAGGCCCUUCUGAGUAAGGAAGCCAGGAUCAUCACGCGCACGGACAAAAAAGGCCAGACGGCGCUCCACAUGGCCGCCAAGGGCCAAAACCUAGAAGUGGUGGCGGAGCUCAUCAGGGCGGACGCCUCCACCAUAAACAUGGUCGACAGCAAGGGCAACACGGCCUUACACAUCGCUGCCCGCAAGGGCAGAGACCAUAUUGUGAAGUAUCUGGUGAGCCAUAAGGAUACGGAUACUGGAGUGGUGAACCGGUCGAGCGAGACGGCGCUGGACGCGGCGGAGAAGCAGGCGCACUUGGAGAUCGCGUCGGUGCUGCAAGCGCACGGGGUGGUGAGCGCGCGGGCGAUAAACCCGCAGGCGGGGGGGAACCCGUCGACGUCGGAGCUGAAGAAGACGGUGAGCGACAUAAAGCACGAGGUGCACAACCAGCUGGAGCACACGCGGCAGACGCGGAGGCGCGUGCAGGGGAUCGCAAAGCGGCUGAACAAGAUGCACGUGGAGGGCCUGAACAACGCCAUCAACUCGACGACGGUGGUGGCGGUGCUGAUCGCGACGGUGGCGUUCGCGGCCAUCUUCACGGUGCCGGGGCAGUACGUGGACGACCCGAACAACAUCCCGCCGGGGCACUCGCUUGGGGAGGCCAACAUCGCGCCCAAGGCGGCGUUCCUCAUCUUCUUCGUCUUCGACUCCAUCGCGCUCUUCAUAUCGCUGGCGGUGGUGGUGGUGCAGACGUCGGUGGUGGUGAUCGAGAGCAAGGCGAAGAAGCAGAUGAUGGCCAUCAUCAACAAGCUCAUGUGGCUGGCGUGCGUGCUGGUGUCGGUGGCGUACCUAGCGCUGUCAUUCGUGGUGGUCGGGGACCGGGAGCGGUGGCUGGCCGUGUUCGUCACCAUCAUCGGGACGACCAUCCUGGCCACCACGCUGGGGACCAUGUGUUAUUGGGUAGUGAUGCAUAGGAUUGAGAGCAAGAACAAGAGGAUGCUUAGGAAGAUGGCUUUCGCUACAAGGUCAAGAUCCGGCUCCCUUUCUGUACCGCCUUCCGAUGGAGAGGCCGCCGAUGUUGAAUUCAAUAAAAUGUAUGCAAUUUGAUCCA